CUUUGCGCACCAACACUAUUUAUAUAUAUGGUCUCUCCAAUACAUGAACUUGUCGGGACAUUUGACACCCGAUAAACGAAAGCAUAAUGAAGUGGACAGCCAUUGUGCUCACCUGCCAGAACAAGCACAGUGCUAAUGCCUGUCAGAAAGAACUUGAGACGAGGCAACAGAAAGGCUUCAUAGAUGAGGAUGUCCUGCUUCUUACAGUGGAGGACCCCGCUUCCCAAGUUGGGAGCGGAGGAGCCACCCUGAAUGCUCUUCUGGUGGUGUCUGAGCAUCUCAGUGCAAAGCAAGGGUACACAGUUAUUAACAGCGAUGUGUUACAAAAUGUACAUAUUCUUAUCAUGCAUUUGGGGCGUGAUUUUCCAUUUGAUGCUUGUGGUAAAGCAUUUACUACACUGCCAGUGUCCUACAAGUCAUCCAAGUAUGAUUCCCUGCUAUGCAAUUUUGACUUCAUUUUAGACACUGUCACAAAUCAGCUUGCGCCCAAUACCCCGCCAGGAGUAUGGGUAUGCAGUACAGACAUGUUCAUCACAGUAUCAGACCAGCCUUUUAAACAAGUUCCCCUGUCCAACUGUGAUAUAAUGGCCAUCUCUGUGCCUGGUGAUCCCGAGUACGCCAAGGCACAUGGUGUGUACAAAAUGGGACCAGAGAUCCUAAGGGGUAGUAAGGGAAUAACACAGGGUUCUGUGGAAGAGAUUAUAUUCAGAGGCAGCACAGAAGAAAUAGCAAAAUGCGCCAAUAACAACGGCAAAGUGCCCAUAGCUGUGGGGGUCAUGUACCUGAGUCCCAAAGUGGCCGAGAAACUGUCCCAGUUCCACUAUCUCCCUCCACUGGAUGCCUGCACAUACAUGGGACUCGACUCAGGAGCCAAACCAUUGGAGCUGUCCCUCUUCUAUGACUUCCUGUUGCCCAUGUGCAGUGCCAUAACUGAACAGCAGUACGUGGAUAAUGUGGAAGGCAAAAAAGACACGCCUGUUUCCAUGGCAACCAGUGAGACGGAUGUCUACAAGCGAGCAAGAAGAUUACUGUGGCGAAAUCUAUCAGGACUGAAGCUAAAAGCAGUUUUGAUAGAAGAUGGAGGUUUUGAAUAUCUGGCCAGAACUGGGGAGCAACAUCGCAGACAUGUCCUGGAGUGCCCCCUUAAGACUCUGGCCAGUUGUAAUAGCAAUGUCAUGUGGCAAAACAUGGCACAUUCUCACAUAACUAAAGAUGCAACAAUAGAUGGCAGCUGUGUUGUUCUAAAUUCUAUGAUUGAAGGUCACAUUACUGUGGCUGCAAGGACAACCAUCUCACACUGUGACCUCAAAGGUCACAUUACAGUUGGCAAGGGCUGCGUGCUCAACAAUGUGGCACUGACACCAGAGGAGUUCAAGAAAAACCAGUUCAGCAUUCCUGAUGAUAUUGUUCUUCAAGGAUUUCAUAUCAAGCUUUCUAUGGGGAAAGAUGAGAACAGACAAUAUGUUCUUGUUGUGUUUGGGGUACAUGACAUCUUGAAAAUACCAAUAUGGCAAGAAAAGAGUACUUUCUGUAACCGGCCGUGGUACGAGUUUCUGCGUUCAUCAGGAGUGACCAAGCAUGACCUUUGGCCAGCUGAGAAAAGUGACAAUGAAAAAUCCCUGUUUAAUGCGAAGUUAUUUCCUGUUCUACACAUCAGGCAGCCUAUCAACUUGAAGGAUAUCACGUGGCUGAUGGGCAUGGACAAGAAAGAUAACUUGUUGGAUAAAUGGAGAGCAUCCUGGCGUCUGUCUCUAGAGGAAAUACUGAAAUGUGUGGACCUAGCUCUGGAGCUGAAGAAAAGAGAGGACCUUUUCUACCGCAUUGGCUGCCAGCAGAUUUGGGAUGUCCUGCAAGGCCACAGUGACCGCACCUCUGCCCUCCUCAAUCUGUUCAAUAGUGCAGCAGUGGACGGUCAUCAUCAGGAGAUACUGGAGACACUGGACAAGUUUGCGUGUAGCACUAGUGACCCCGGACUGGCUGCAAGAACUCUGGCUCAGGUGGCAGAUGUCUUGGGGUUUAUGGCUAACAAGAGAGGGGGGAUGAGGAGUGGUCCUGCUGCUAAUAAAGCUUGGAGCAAGGCAUACAAAUUACUAGAGCAAGCCACUGAGGAGAGUAUCCGUGAGGGGGUGAGAGCCAUGGCGGAGGAAAGACAGAAGUGGCUGGACAGACCUGAACACCUGAUCAGAGCAGCAAGACACUACGAGGGUGCUGCUCACAUCCUGAUUAGAAAAGCCGUCCAGACUGUACAGAAUUUCAUCACUAUCACCCCUACGGAGCCCAUUCCCAUGAACAAGUGGGUCAUUGCCGAGGCGCCUGCCAGGGCUGACUUUGCUGGGGGUUGGUCCGACACUCCACCAAUCACAUAUGAGCAUGGAGGUGCUGUAGUGGACUUAGCACUACUGGUGGAUGGCAAGAAGCCAAUUGGAGUGAAAGUUAGAAGAAUUCCUGUUCCUGUCAUCAUCUCAGUGAUUGGCGGGGAGGGCGGGACUACCACCAGGGUGUGCUGUGAGCAGUUGUCAGAUCUAGAGAACUACAACAAGCCACACGCUCCAGCUGCCUUGGUGAAGGCUGUUGUGUGCAUGACAGAGAUAGUAGACUUGAUGUCAAGUCAGAGCCUAGAAGAUCAACUCACUGAGCGCUACCAGGGGGGAUUUGAAAUAGAAACCUGGUCAAAUUUGCCAAGGGGAUCAGGUCUUGGCACCAGCAGUAUACUGGCAGGGGCAGCCAUUGCUGCACUGGGGAAAGCUGUAGGGAAACAUUAUGAUACCAGCUCCUUGCUGCAUGCUGUAUUGAAUCUUGAGCAGUUGAUGACAACAGGAGGUGGUUGGCAAGAUCAGAUAGGUGGCAUUGUAGGUGGAAUCAAGAUAGGCCACUCCAAAGCUGGACUCCCCUUAUUUGUGGACUACACUCCAUUGAAUGUGUCAAAGGAAACGAUGAAAGCAUUGAACGAGCGGCUCAUUCUGGUGUAUACAGGAACCACGAGAUUGGCAAGAAAUAUAUUGCAGAAUUGCAUCAGAAAUUGGUAUGCCCGUGACCCAGAUAUUGUGGAAACAGAGGACAAACUGGUGAAUAUUGCAUGGGAGUCUGCCAGAGCUUUAGAAGCAGGUGAUUUUGCCAAAGUUGGUGAAUGUUUAAACACCUACUGGGUUUUGAAAGUUCGCAUGGCGACUGGAAGUGACUCGGCAACCACAAGGGCCAUGAUGGCCGCUAUCGCCCCCUAUGCUUAUGGCUCAACACUAGCAGGGGCUGGCGGUGGGGGAUUCAUGUACAUUCUUACCAAGGAGCCAAACUCAUUUGAUGUUGUGAAGGAAGCAUUGGCGAAAGUGGAGGGUGCGGAUGGGGCUACAGUUCACAGAGGCACAGUGGACGUGGAGGGUUUGACUCUCAGGAUUGAAGACGCCAAUGACUUUUACAAGUGUUAAGGUGUGAGUUUCACAUAAAAGAUGAUAACAUAGCUCGCAAUGUAUGGCCAAUGGGUCAGGUUGAUUUGAUAUUGAUUCUAAAUAUAUACAUUUAUGCACAUGUGUGUGUGUCUUUGUGUUUAAUCAUGGCUAAAACUAUCCAAGAUAGUGCACCAGACAAAAGUAAAGACAUAUUGCUGUCAAGCAUAUAUAUUUGAUAUAUUUUUUACACAAUAAUAUAUUUUAUUGGUUUUGUCUUUGUAACUCAAAACCUGACAAUCUAACAGAUGAGGCAGACUGUACGUAAAUAUGCAAAAGUUGAAUUUCUUUAAUUAGCCUUAUGACCAUAACAGUUACUGACCAUAAUGGUUACUGCAGCAUGAAUUCUUGGUAAACUUCUGGUAAAAUCACAGUUAUUUAGCAAAGGUUGGGGUUCAGUAUUUAGUAGCAUGUCUUAAACUACUUGAUAUAAGAAAUGUUUAUCCAUUUAGGGCAUUAAUACUAUGUAUUUGGGUAUGAAGUAGAAGGUUGGGCACAGAUCAUUCAGUUUGAUGCAAUAUUUGUGUUGUUAUUGUUUUUUUUUUUGUUUUGUUUUGUUUUG
This is a messenger RNA of Lingula anatina, 4002 nucleotides long. RefSeq names its product L-fucose kinase. Gene Ontology annotation, molecular function: ATP binding; fucokinase activity. The record is from RefSeq and is a predicted model, not a curated record. Gene Ontology annotation, biological process: GDP-L-fucose salvage. NCBI's taxonomy places the organism in Eukaryota, Metazoa, Brachiopoda, Lingulata, Lingulida, Lingulidae.